UGUGCACAGACACCAGCAAAAGAUGGAGUUCGCCUGCAGUCAUGUUGUGUGUAACUGGAGGCCCGGUGGAGCAGCAUCCACAGGUGCUUCUCUGAUAGAGCUCCAGCGUGACGACACAGCAACUGUUAAAGAGCAAGAAGUUCCUCCACCGCUGCCGCCUCGUCGUUUCAGAAGACCUCGGCCUACUUCUCUCCCUUUCCCCCCUCCUCCUAUCAUUCAGCCUACACCGGUUCCUCGCUCCCUCCCCCCUCCCAUCCCACCCAGAGUCGACAGGGAAGGAGGAAGCAGGCUGGAGGCCAACGUCAACGUCGUCUCGCUCAGUAUCGGAAAACUGGUCGACAUCAGCCAAGCCUCAGGCCAGGAGAGUUUUCAGAGCCCAGUGGUUUGUGGGAAAUGUAGUGCUGCCUUGUCAUGUCUGAGUUCUAUCCAGGGGAACGUUUGGGUGUGCGAGUUCUGCGGGUGUGAAAACAGUGUAAGCAACAGCAUGAAGAGAGUGUGUGUUGGUCAGCGCAGGGGUGUACAUAGCGACGACCUCUACCUGCCGAGUCAGAGCGACGACGACUACCAGAACUUGGAGGACACGCUGGUGGUGUUCUGUGUGGACAUUUCUGGCAGCAUGAUUGUCACUACGGAGGUUCCGUCGAGCAGCGGAGCUCCAAAAUACAUAUCCAGACUAGAGGGUAUCCAGGAUGCCCUCCAGAGGGCGCUAUCACUCCUUCUGCAGCAAUCCCCCCGCAGGAGAGUGGCACUGGUGACAUUCAACGAUGAGGUUGUAAUAUAUGGUGAUGGCACAAGCACUCCUCUCACUCUCAGGGACUGGGCAUUGGUUGACUAUGACCAUAUAUGGCAGCAGGGUGUGGCUUAUAGUGUCCCACACUGUAUUGCUGAGACGUACCAACAACUUGUACAGGUGGUCAAAAACCUCAGGGAGCAUGGCGCUACAUGUCUCGGCCCUGCAGCGUUAGCCUCGGUUGCCAUAGCGUCAAGGUAUCCUGGGUCAAAGGUGAUUUUGUGCACUGACGGCAGAGCCAACAUUGGACUGGGUGAGAUGGAUGAAAUUCCCUCUCUGUCCCCCUCUCACCUUACUCCGUAUUUCUACAGACAGCUGGCUCUGCAGUCCGUGAGCAGUGGUGUCAUAAUAUCAGUGAUGACUUUUGAAGGGACAGAUUGUCGCUUGGCUGACGUCGGGAGACUUGCAGACACGACUGGAGGAAGGGUAAACAUCGUGAGCAUCGGUACUGUUGCAACAGAGAUCCAGUCUGCCUCCAUGGACAACAUCCUUGCCACAGGAGUCACAGCGACCCUACUUGGUCCUGAUGGAAUGUAUUUUCCCUAUGAGGAGGAAAACAAUCACAAACUGGUGAGAGAGAUAGGGAAUGUGACCAUGGGGCUGGAGAUCACCUUCCAGUUCGCUGUAAAACCAGAAUUUAUGGAAGUUUUUCUACAGAAGGACACACUUCCAUUCCAACUCCAGCUGAGCUUCAAGACCAGAGACCAAGACAAAGUCACUCGUGUUAUCACUGAGCAGCGACCAGUUACUACCUGCAGUCGGAUUUGGGCUGGAAGCCUCAACAUGGCGGUACUUGGCGUUCACUGCGCUCAACUCUGUGCCAGUUUAACCAUGGAGGGUCGAGUGGAGGAAGCACAGAGGCAACUAAAGGCACAGCAAGACCUGCACAAAUUAAUCAGUAAGCAGAGGCCAAUCAAAAAGGAAGAAAGCAUCUAUGGCAACUGGAUGGACACCAUGACAUCGAUAUGUGAAGACAUCACCAUGGAAUCACGGACUCUCUCUGAUGAAGCAGCUAAGGUAAUGUACCAGAUGAAGAGAGCCAGCAGUAACAGCAACUACAGCAACACAACUGAGGUCCAGAAGAAGACCAGGAGGAAGAAGAAGGCUCUCGUGGAGGGAAUGUAAAGACCAACAAAUAUGGAGACUUGAUUUCAUAUUUAGCUCAGGUGGCCACAAGUUUUUAUUUAGCACGUGCAGUACUAGAAGGAGCUUCACUGUGAAGCUGACUGAACUGGAAUAAUAUUGGAAUUAACAUGUAAAAUCAUUACCACAAAUGAUUUAUGAAAUAAUGUAAUACUGUGUAUUGUUGACUGGUAAUUGAUUUGAUAAAUCCAAAGUGUACUUGACUUAGACAGAAGCAUAUGUAUUACUGUAUUAGCAUACAGAUUUUAUUGUGCAGCUCCUUACAGUGUCAGAAAAUGGCUGCACUGCAGGAAGCUGUGGCAUUUCAGUGUUAUAUACGGUUUAACGUAACACUCCAAACCAUAGUUGUAUGUACUGUAUGUACACACUUGUGAAAUAAGACAAAAAUCUUUAAACAAUAUUAAAACAUACCACAGAUUACAACAUCAA
Epinephelus lanceolatus (giant grouper) is the source of this 2362-nucleotide messenger RNA. RefSeq names its product circularly permutated Ras protein 1. Lineage: Eukaryota; Metazoa; Chordata; Actinopteri; Perciformes; Serranidae. Gene Ontology annotation, cellular component: COPII vesicle coat; endoplasmic reticulum exit site. Gene Ontology annotation, biological process: endoplasmic reticulum to Golgi vesicle-mediated transport; intracellular protein transport; COPII-coated vesicle cargo loading. Gene Ontology annotation, molecular function: SNARE binding; zinc ion binding. The record is from RefSeq and is a predicted model, not a curated record.